AUGGCCUCCGUGCUCGUCCCAGUCCUCUACGUCGGUAUAGUCAUCGGCAGUUUACUCGUAUUCUCCCACUUUUACAGAAAACGCAACACAGGAAAGUUAUACGAGCCAUAUUUCUCGUCCCAUCCAGAACGAGAUGUCUACGUUACUCUUCUUCAGCAGUCAGAUCCUCCUGUACACGAAGCGCUCCUCAAAGCAGCUCUUCUCCGACGCGCCAUGACGGACGUGAGCCGUGUAGUCAAAUUACGCGAGGACAAACCAGCGCUACAGAACCUACUCCAGAAGGGUUCGAUCGGCGACGAUCUAUGGAAUAGCUUGUUACAAGCGGAGAAGGAACUCGAGGCUGAGAUCUUGGAGGUCGUUGCAGAGGCAAACACCUUCGUGGAGGGCUGGGGAGGCCUCAUCUUCCAAACUGCAGGGGAAAUGCUGGCAAACGAGAAAAUGCGGGGUAUUUAUGAAGAUACAUCGGCGGCGAGAGCGAGAAAAGGCCAGUUUUAUUUCCACGCGGCUGUGUUGGCAGCUAUGCAAGCGCACGCACAAGCACAGGCGCAAGCAAAAACUCAGGUCCAAGGCCGCCCAGCACCAACGUCAAUGCCAGAAAAACCUCUAGGAGGACUCACUCCACCUGGCACUGGCCGUCCCCAGAGUGUCGUAUCGAGUGAUGGGGAGGGUGAACCCACGCGGUCCCCAUCAAAAUCGCCUAGGAAGAACAGGAAGCGUAAGUAG
Molecule: messenger RNA, 723 nt
Organism: Pisolithus orientalis
Lineage: Eukaryota; Fungi; Basidiomycota; Agaricomycetes; Boletales; Pisolithaceae
Product: Pre protein translocase subunit Sec66-domain-containing protein
Exons: 4
Coding region: 1-723 (240 amino acids)
Biological process (GO): post-translational protein targeting to membrane, translocation
Cellular component (GO): Sec62/Sec63 complex
Source: RefSeq, a predicted model, not a curated record